CCGAGGCCGGCAGGGUAUAAAAGGCGCUGGCAGGGCACGGGCGUGUUAGUCCGCUGAGAGUGAGUGCGGAGGAGCGCGUGCAGCUGGAGCCAUGGCGCGAGGUCUCGGUGUGCUGCUGCUGGUACUGCUCGGUCUCGCCGGCCUGGAGGCUACCACACAUUCCCCCAAAGUACAUGUGUACUCCCGCAACCCAGUGGAGAAUGGCAAGCCAAACGUCCUGAACUGCUAUGUGGAGGGGUUCCACCCCCCGAACAUUGAGAUCACCCUGCUGAAGAAUGCAGUUGAGAUGGAGGACGUGAAAAUGUCUGACCUUUCCUUCAGUGAUGACUGGACUUUCCAUCGCCUGGUGAAUGCCCCGUUCACACCUAAUGGAAAAGAUACAUAUGAAUGCAAAGUGGUGCAUAGCACCCUUAAAGAGCCCAAGAAAGUUAGAUGGGACCCAGAUUAUUAACCUGCUUUUUAUAUGGUCUGAAGAACUCUGCCUUCCAAUCUGAAAUCAGCUUAAGCCCUACCCUGUUUUCCUCUGCGCUCUUCACACCCAUUUUUGUAUUGGAGCUGAAUGUAUAGCUUUAAGAUGAUGCUAAAUAACUUGUUUGGGGUGGUCUUCUGUAAUUAAUAAUCUUAGUGUGAAAUGUUAGAUUUGAGCCUUGGGCCCCCUGUGUAUGGCAGUGUGACAUUAGAGCUGGCCUCACACCAAAAUUCUCAAUCCUCUGCCUGGUUUGGGGGGGAACCACUUGGGUAAUCUGGUAGUGAAUAUAUUAUAGAAUCAGGUCUUGUGCAAAGAUAAGCCAGUCUUGUAUUGGGCAGUCUGGCAGGUAUGCUACUGCUAGUUUAAACUGGCAGUCUUAAAAUAAAGACCCUGAGAUGUCUUUAGGAUUUAAGACCCACGGGUCCAGAGAGAGAUUGAACUGCAAAUUUGGAAGAUUUGUCUUUCCAGUAGCUCCAGAACAUAAGAGCUAUAACAAGGUCCCAGCACAACCUGCCUGUAGGCAGCAUCAGCCCUUGCCAAGGAUGGGGGUAGAAUUGAGGGCUAUCGGCUUGAGUGCAGCACGUGUUGCCAAGCCCUUUUGGGUGAGCAGUAGUAGAGCUUUCAAGAACAACUCUUGGCUACAGCAUUUCUUACUAUAAAUGCCAAUCAAUAAAACUAUUGCCAGUUUAAAGCAAUAAAUCAGUGUGUGCAAGUCUGUUAAACAUUUUUGGACAAUCUAUAUGGAUCUGUUUUACUAAUUAAAAGGAGAGUGUAACACUGUAUGGUUCUUAAUUGUAUAUAAUGACGUUUUGUCUUAAAUAUAUUUUAAAAAAAUCAACCCUGUGGAAGUUGUGAUUUCUUAAGUUGGAGAGGACACUUCUUACCUUGCAUUGGGUACAGCAAGGCAUGCAAUAUAACCUGUCAUUGAACUAGUGUCCCUGCUGUAAGAGCAGCUGCUCAAAUUUUUUUUCCCCUUACUGAUAAAAGUAAAAGGAGAUUGUGUUCCUGAUCCGUAUGAUCACUGACUUCUCAGACUCGCCUUCAAAUCCUGCACAACUCUGCUCCCAACAAUGCUUUGCUUUCUCCUGACACACUUCCCCUUCUCCCCCUCUUUUUGCCUCUAUUGCCCCUUGUGACAGACAUGGCAAUUUCCUGCAAUACCCUUAGAAAAACUUCAUUGAAUUUAAUACAAUUGACUCCAAAUGUACUAAAUGCAAAUGUUCUGUAUUAUUGUGGACCUGGAUAAUCAAUUAACUAUAUUGAAUAUUGUGGUAGAUAAGAAUGGGUGAUGUGGAAUUCCUAGGAGUUGAAUACAAAUACCAUCUAAAGGUUGGACUUCAAAAAAAAAAAAA
Messenger RNA from Mauremys reevesii (Reeves's turtle), 1821 nucleotides. It is a transcript of the gene B2M, whose product is annotated as beta-2-microglobulin. Gene Ontology annotation, molecular function: MHC class II protein complex binding. The coding region runs from base 92 to 451 and encodes 119 amino acids. Gene Ontology annotation, cellular component: MHC class II protein complex; MHC class I protein complex. NCBI's taxonomy places the organism in Eukaryota, Metazoa, Chordata, Testudines, Geoemydidae. The transcript has 4 exons. The record is from RefSeq and is a predicted model, not a curated record. Gene Ontology annotation, biological process: positive regulation of T cell activation; antigen processing and presentation of exogenous peptide antigen via MHC class II; immune response.